Sesamum indicum (sesame) is the source of this 745-nucleotide messenger RNA. Its product is annotated as Cytochrome c oxidase biogenesis protein Cmc1-like protein. NCBI's taxonomy places the organism in Eukaryota, Viridiplantae, Streptophyta, Magnoliopsida, Lamiales, Pedaliaceae. Gene Ontology annotation, cellular component: mitochondrion. The record is from RefSeq and is a predicted model, not a curated record.
UUGAUUGUUGACUACUCGCGUUUAGUUUCGAACGCUUUUGGUUGAAGGAAAUGGGGGAAAAACGGUGAUGAGAGAACUGUUCAACGGGAGCUAAAACAGGCGCACUUUGUUUAGCAGUUGGAGUUUGGGAGUGUGAAUUUGGCGAUAUGGGUUACGUACAAGAAGCCAGGGAAAAUCACGUAAAGAAGAAGGUUGAGGAAGCUUUGCGCAGUAAAAUGAAGCAGAAGGCACUAAAAGAAUGCGAUCGCUACACAGCCAAAUAUGCUGAAUGUGCUGCAGGCAGAACGCUAUCUGUUGUUUGGAAAUGUCGCACACAAGCUAAGGAAUUGAAUGCAUGCCUCCACCAAUACACAAAUGAUUCUGUCCUGGAACAAAUGAAGAAGGAAUACAUGCUUCAAGAGGGAGGAAAGGGGUCCCUAAGCCUUUGAGUUCGUUCUCUGAAAUUGUCGCCUGGAGUACAUUAAUUUCCGCCUGAAGAAAAAUGCACGAAGCAAAAACAAGAGAAAUUUUGGAAAUGAAGGUGAUGCUAUGCCCUAGUAUCCUAGUAGUUCCAUCUCUCCACAAUUUGGCAGCCCAGCCGGUCUGAUCACUCCCUUUAAAAACCAAGACUUUGUUACGAUAGAAACAGCCUCAAUGUUGUGCCUCUAUUUGCAGUGUCUUUGGAGGAGAUGAUGGGUAUUAAUAUCAUGGGACAUAAAUGUGUUUCCAUUCAUGGUUAUUGCACUUAAGAUUUGUCCAGUUUUCA